AUGUCGGAAAGCUAUGGUGUCGGUACCAGAGCGUGGCAGCCUGACCCAACAGAGGGCUGGGUUGCGUCCGAAGUUAUCAAGAGGACGGUAAACGGGGACAAGGUUAUACUCGAGUUCCAGCUAGAAAAUGGCGAGACCAGGACGCUGGAGGUCUCGCUCGAGGCCCUCCAGUCUGGCAACGACCCGUCGCUGCCGCCCUUGAUGAAUCCUACCAUGCUCGAAGCCAGCGAUGACCUGACCAACCUCUCCCAUCUGAACGAGCCUGCCGUCUUGCAGGCAAUCCGCCUCCGAUAUGCCCAGAAGGAGAUUUAUACAUACUCGGGUAUAGUGUUAAUAGCAACAAACCCAUUCGCUCGCGUCGAUUCCCUCUACGUUCCGGGCAUGGUCCAAGUCUAUGCCGGGAAGCAAAGAGCUACACAAGCGCCACAUCUCUUCGCUAUUGCCGAGGAGGCUUUCAUGGACAUGUUGAGGGAUAACAAGAACCAGACCAUUGUAGUCUCCGGUGAGUCCGGCGCCGGUAAGACCGUCAGUGCCAAGUACAUUAUGAGGUAUUUCGCCACAAGAGAAUCGCCAAACAGCCCAGGAUCAAGGGCGAAGAAGGGGCCCGAGGCGAUGAGCAAGACCGAAGAGGCGAUUCUAGCGACGAACCCAAUCAUGGAAGCCUUCGGCAACGCAAAGACAACGAGGAACGACAACUCCUCGCGGUUCGGCAAGUACAUCGAGAUUAUGUUUGACAAGGGUACAAAUAUCAUCGGCGCCAAGAUCAGGACAUACUUGUUGGAACGGUCGAGACUUGUCUUUCAGCCGCUCAAGGAGAGAAACUACCACAUCUUCUAUCAGCUGGUGGCGGGCGUGUCAGACAAGGAGCGCCAGGAACUCGGCCUGCUGCCAGUCGAGCAGUUCGACUACCUGAAUCAAGGAAAUACCCCGACCAUUGACGGCGUGGACGACAAAGCCGAGUUCAUUGCGACCAGGCAAUCUCUGAAGACGAUCGGUGUAAGCGAUGCGGAGCAGGCUGAAAUCUUCAAGUUGCUCGCGGGUUUGUUGCAUCUUGGCAAUGUCAAAAUCGGCGCGACCCGCAAUGAUAGUGUCCUCCCGGCGACUGAGCCUUCUCUCGUCAAGGCAUGCGAUAUCCUCGGCAUCGAUGCCCCCGAGUUCGCCAAGUGGAUUGUCAAGAAGCAGCUCAUUACGCGUGGCGAGAAGAUUACAUCCAACCUAACCCAGGCCCAGGCAAUUGUUGUCAGGGACUCGGUCGCCAAGUUCAUCUAUUCUAGCCUCUUUGACUGGCUGGUAGAGGUUAUCAACCAUAGUCUUGCGACCGAAGAUGUGCUCAAUCGGGUACAUUCGUUCAUUGGAGUCCUCGAUAUCUACGGUUUUGAGCACUUUGCCAAGAACUCCUUCGAGCAAUUCUGUAUCAACUAUGCCAAUGAAAAGCUGCAGCAAGAGUUCAAUCAGCACGUCUUCAAGCUCGAGCAGGAGGAGUAUCUAAGAGAGCAAAUCGACUGGACCUUCAUUGACUUCGCCGACAACCAGCCUUGUAUUGACCUGAUCGAGGGCAAGCUCGGUAUCCUCUCGCUGUUGGACGAAGAGUCGAGGCUACCCAUGGGUUCCGAUGAGCAGUUUGUGAACAAGCUGCACCACAACUACGCUGGGGACAAGCACAAGUUCUACAAGAAACCCAGAUUUGGCAAGUCCAGCUUCACCGUCUGCCAUUAUGCUAUCGACGUCACGUACGAGUCAGAGGGCUUCAUAGAGAAGAAUCGUGACACGGUUCCGGACGAGCAUAUGGCGAUCCUUCGCGCUUCAACGAACAGGUUUCUCGGCGCGGUGUUGGACGCGGCGUCGGCUGUGCGAGAGAAAGACGUUGCCUCGGCGACCUCGAAAUCAGUAACGCCGGCAGCGGGCAGGAGGAUCGGUGUCGCUGUUAACCGCAAGCCGACGCUCGGUGGUAUCUUCAAGUCCUCGCUGAUUGAACUGAUGAACACAAUCAAUAGCACCGAUGUCCACUACAUCCGGUGCAUCAAGCCCAACGAGGCAAAGGAGGCUUGGAAAUUCGAGGGGCCCAUGGUUCUCAGCCAGCUGCGUGCCUGUGGUGUGCUUGAGACUGUCCGCAUUAGUUGUGCGGGCUAUCCUACAAGAUGGACCUACGAGGAGUUUGCCUUGCGGUAUUACAUGCUGGUACCGUCAUCACAAUGGACCUCCGAGAUCAGGCAAAUGGCCAACGCUAUCCUUACCAAGGCCCUCGGCACCAGCACGGGCAAGGGUCUGGACAAAUACCAACUUGGACUCACCAAGAUUUUCUUCAGGGCCGGCAUGCUAGCCUUCCUCGAGAAUCUCCGGACAAAUCGGUUGAAUCAAUGCGCCAUCAUGAUCCAGAAAAACCUCAGAGCCAAGUACUACCGCAACAGGUAUCUCGCUGCUCGGGAUUCCAUCAUUGCGUUCCAGGCCGCGGUAAGAGCCUACAAGGCCCGCAUGCAGGCGCAGGAAUUGCGGACGGUCAAGGCCGCUACCACUAUCCAGAGAGUCUGGCGCGGCCAGAAGCAGAGGAAGGAGUUCCUGCGCAUCAGAAACGACGUUGUCCGUGCUCAGGCAGCUAUGAAGGGCUACUUGCGGCGUAAGGAGAUCAUGGAGACGCGGGUUGGUAACGCUGCCCUCAUUAUCCAGCGGAACUGGCGGUCAAGGCAGCAACUCCGGGCCUGGAGAAACUACCGCAGGAAAGUCGUCAUUAUCCAGAGCUUGUGGCGUGGUAGGACUGCUCGCAAGGAAUACAAGGUCAUCCGCGCCGAAGCACGCGAUCUCAAGCAGAUCUCGUACAAACUGGAGAAUAAGGUGGUGGAGCUGACGCAGUCUCUGGGUACCAUGAAGGCGCAGAACAAGGAGCUCAAGACACAGGUAGAGAACUACGAAGGACAGGUAACGAUCUGGAGGAACCGCCACAACGCGCUCGAGGCUCGGACGAAGGAGCUGCAGAGCGAAGCUAACCAGGCUGGCAUUGCCGCCGCGCGUCUGGAAGCGAUGGAGGCCGAGAUGAAGAAGCUUCAGGCGAGCUUUGACGAAUCUGCGGCCAACGUCAAGCGAAUGCAGGACGAGGAACGGCAGCUCCGAGAAUCUCUGCGCGCUACGAGCACGGAGCUCGAGGCUGCUCGCCAGGAAAGCCAGCGUCACGAGGCUGAGAAGAACUCCCUCCGGCAACAACUGCUCGAGCUCCAGGAAGCACUCGAGCAGGCUAGGAGGAACGCUCCUCCCAAUGGCGAGGUUGUCAAUGGUCAUACGGCCGCCCCUGCUGCGCCAACCGGCCUCAUCAACUUGGUGUCGUCUAAGAAGCCCAAGCGGCGAAGCGCAGGUGCUGAGCUUCGCGAGAUGGAGAGGUACAGCUCGGCCUACAACCCUCGCCCCGUGUCGAUGGCUGUCCCUGGCAUGAACCGCCAGACCACGCUCUCGGGUUCGACGUUCAUCCCUGGCGUGGACAACAUCGAGCUAGAGCUAGAAUCGCUGCUGUCCGAUGAAGAGGGCCUUAACCAGGAGGUUACCAUGGGUCUUAUCCGUAAUCUGAAGAUCCCAUCGCCCGCCACGACACCGCCACCUUCGGAAAAGGAGGUGUUGUUCCCAUCCUACCUCAUCAACUUGGUUACUUCAGAGAUGUGGAACAACGGAUUCGUCAAGGAGUCGGAGCGGUUUCUCGCCAACGUCAUGCAGUCCAUCCAACAGGAGGUCAUGCAGCACGACGAGGAAGAGGCUAUCAACCCCGGCGCCUUCUGGCUUUCCAAUGUGCAUGAGAUGCUCUCAUUUGUCUUCCUUGCUGAGGACUGGUACGAGGCUCAGAAGACGGGCAACUACGAGUAUGACCGCCUCCUCGAGAUUGUCAAGCACGACUUGGAGAGCCUGGAGUUCAACAUUUACCACACGUGGAUGAAGGUGCUCAAGAAGAAGCUAGCCAAGAUGAUCAUUCCCGCUAUCAUCGAGUCGCAGUCUCUGCCUGGCUUCGUCACGAACGAGAACAAGAAGUUCCUCGGCAAGCUCCUGCAGGGCAACAAUCAGCCUGCGUACAACAUGGAUAACUUGCUGUCACUCCUCAACAGUGUCUUCCGUGCCAUGAAGGCGUACUACCUGGAGGACUCUAUCAUUACGCAGACAAUCACGGAGCUGCUCCGCCUUGUCGGCGUGACGGCCUUUAAUGACCUGCUCAUGCGGCGCAACUUCCUCUCCUGGAAGCGUGGCCUGCAGAUCAACUACAAUAUCACCCGUAUCGAGGAGUGGUGCAAGAGCCACGACAUGCCCGAGGGCACCCUGCAGCUCGAGCAUCUGAUGCAAGCAACGAAGCUCUUGCAGCUCAAGAAGGCAACCCUGAACGACAUUGAGAUCAUUCAGGAUAUCUGCUGGAUGUUGUCACCCAACCAAAUCCAGAAGCUUCUGAACCAGUACCUCGUUGCCGAUUACGAGCAGCCCAUCAACGGCGAGAUUAUGAAGGCCGUCGCCUCGCGGGUGACGGAGAAGAGUGAUGUCCUACUCCUCCAGGCUGUCGAUAUGGACGACAGCGGGCCGUAUGAGAUUGCCGAGCCCAGAGUGAUCACCGCUCUGGAGACUUAUACGCCGUCUUGGCUCCAAACCCCACGCUUGAAGCGCCUAGCCGAGAUUGUGUCGCAGCAGGCCAUCGCGCAGCAGGAGAAGCUCGAGUUUGGCUCGCAGGGUGGUGACGACUACGACAACCUCGGCGAGGUCGACGACAAUGAGCUGACCGAGGUGGAUGAGGGCCCGGAGUCGAUGAUGGCGAGCGCCUAG
This is a messenger RNA of Canariomyces notabilis, 4779 nucleotides long. RefSeq lists its product as uncharacterized. Gene Ontology annotation, biological process: actin filament organization; vesicle transport along actin filament. Gene Ontology annotation, molecular function: ATP binding; actin filament binding; microfilament motor activity. Bases 1 to 4779 code for a protein of 1592 amino acids. The record is from RefSeq and is a predicted model, not a curated record. Lineage: Eukaryota; Fungi; Ascomycota; Sordariomycetes; Sordariales; Chaetomiaceae. The transcript has 7 exons. Gene Ontology annotation, cellular component: vesicle; myosin complex; actin cytoskeleton.